GUGAUUGGCUGAGAGCUGUAGGGGCAUGAGGUCACCUGGUGGAGAUAUAAAGCAGGUCUGAUGGUGAACGUGCUAGUACCUGCUGAGUAGGUGAGCAUUAACACGUUCUCUGCGCUGUCUGGACGCAGAGAGAGGGGAUCAUGAGACUCGUGGCUCUGGUUGUGGUUUGCGGGCUGAUAGUCGGUCAGGACGGAGGGAGUGUGCGAGCAGCUCUGCCGGGAUUUGACUCUGCACAGAGGACACGUGCAACAGGAUCAGUCCUCUCUGCACUCACGAGAAGAACUACCGGAGAGUUUCUGUCGGAGGACGUCAACCCGUGUUUCUCCCUCAGAGAGAACGAGGAGCCGCGGCAGCUGCUGUGCACCGACCGCAGGAGUAAGUUCAACUUCAACCCGUUCGGCCUCCGCUUUGGGAAGCGCUACCUUUACGGAAGAGCCGUUAAAAGAGCCAGGACUAAUAAACUGUCACCCCCUCUUCGCCACUCUCUCUUCUCGCGAGAACUGGAGGUGCCCACAUGAAACAGAAGUGCGUCUUUCUCUGAGGACUUGUGUCCCAUAGGUGAAAAGUCAACAUGUGUCCAUUUGUGUUUAAAAAAUGACUUUUACUUCAGAUAAAAUGAUGUUUCUCUGAAUAAACUUUUGUACCUA
Messenger RNA from Anoplopoma fimbria (sablefish), 647 nucleotides. It is a transcript of the gene kiss2, whose product is annotated as kisspeptin 2. The record is from RefSeq and is a predicted model, not a curated record. Lineage: Eukaryota; Metazoa; Chordata; Actinopteri; Perciformes; Anoplopomatidae.